This is a messenger RNA of Prorocentrum cordatum, 1173 nucleotides long. NCBI's taxonomy places the organism in Eukaryota, Dinophyceae, Prorocentrales, Prorocentraceae. The record is from the annotation of a GenBank genome assembly.
GCUUCCAUGCCUUGCUCGCCGGCGGACCUCCGUGAGAUCGUGCGCGCGCUGGGCCCCGACGAGGGACUGGGAAACCUCACCGUGGGCGAGCUGAAGGCGCACUGCGUCCGGCUCGGCCUCAAGCGGAGCGGUGGCAAGCGCGAGCUCAUCAAGCAGAUCGCGGAGCACGUUGAGGCGGCCAGGCGGGAGCCCGGCUGCGCCCCGCCAUGCAAGGCGGCCAGGCUAGAGCCCGCUGCCGCCCCCCAGGCGGCCAGGCGACAGCUCGCUGCCACUACCGAGGACCCGCUGGUCCGCAAGCGUUGCGCCCAUGCGCCGCCGCUGCCGGCACCGGCCCUCGCGCCGCUCUCUGCCGCGGACCUGGCCGAGGGCAGGCAGCCCGACGGCUAUCUAAACGUGGAGGGCUGCCCAGCCGCCCUCGGCACAGCUUGCCUCGGGCAGCCCGAAGCACCCGAGCACCGCCGCCCUCCCCGCACCUCGCGGGCCCUGGGGGCCAAGCGCCGCGGCAGCGCUGGCCACGCGGGAACAGUCAACCGGCUUCCGCACCGCAUCCCGCUGUGCGCCCCGCCCGGCCUGCCCUGCCAAAGCUGCGUGGCCCGGUGCAGCAGCUUCGUCCCCGGGGUGCGCUACGUCGACCUCGACGCGCCCGACGAGUGCAUCACGGCGAUGCUCAGCACGCCGCUCACUGCGAACAGGUGGUCGCGCGACGUCACCUGCUUCGGCUGCAUCAUGGCGAACUGCACGGCCUCUGCCCCAGCCGCGGCGAGUCUGAGGGUGGAAGUGCCCCCAGACGAUGAGUGGAUCAUGCUCAACACCCUGAGCGCGCAAACGGAAGCCACUGGGACGAACACCAUCUUCAUGUACCGGCCCGAUACCGGGGACAAGUGUGUCCAGAAGGACGGCUCGGAGUUGGAAUGGGAAGUCGGGGACUUCAUGCGGCUCAUUUGGGUCCGUUCUCUUGCGGGGAGCUUGACCCUCGUCCACCGAUACAUGGCGCGGCGGGCGCCCCACAUGCGCGCCGCCCAAAGUACGCUCGUAAAGCCGCCAGCGUACGGGAAGCUGGUGGCUGCCGCGGCCAUGCCGAUGCAGCCUCGACCGAAGGCCGGCCGGCCGAGGUCCCCACCUGGAGACGAGCAGGACAAGUGGAGUGGAGGUGCGCACAGCGACCUGGCCUAA